Stereum hirsutum FP-91666 SS1 is the source of this 1278-nucleotide messenger RNA. RefSeq lists its product as uncharacterized. Bases 1 to 1278 code for a protein of 425 amino acids. Lineage: Eukaryota; Fungi; Basidiomycota; Agaricomycetes; Russulales; Stereaceae. The record is from RefSeq and is a predicted model, not a curated record. The transcript is spliced from 2 exons.
AUGACUACACCGAUCUCCCCACAAAUUCCCUUCGAGCUCUACCGGCCAAUCAUCGAAUAUGUUGCCGACUCCUAUGACAGCUAUCUCGCCAGGACCUGCAUCCUCCUUCGGGUCUGUCGAACUUGGAGAACUGAAACAGAGCGCAUCAUGUACACCAAAGUGAACGUCCCUCACUCUCGACUCCUCUUUUUCUGCAAAGCAAUCAUCUCCCGUCCGGCCCUUGGAGCACUCAUUCGUCGACUCGAAUUCACCGCCGCCGGGCACCGUCCCAAACAACCUGGCGACACCGAACUCGUCGCUGAGAUGUUGAAACUACUCCCCAACCUGACUGAUCUCGCAAUCAGUGAGGGGCCAUUCGACAAGAAUGUCUUUAGGACGGCGGACUGGGUCGUCGGGAAAAACGAUUACUGGGUCCUCGACAAUGUUCCAUUCAUACUCGAACGUUACCGCUGCCAUUUCUCAUGGGGUCAAGGGCUCGUCGACUUCCUGAGCACCCAGCCGUACCUGCGCGAGUUCAUCCACGUCGGUGGCGCUCCGGCCAACGCGGACUCCGUACCGGAAAUGUCGACCAAAAACACACAACUUGAUACCCUUCAUGUUCCACCACAUACUCUGUGGGGGAUGAAGGCGCCAUAUCCCUUGAUUACUCAUCUCCUAGUCAAGAUCUGGGACCUGUCCGUCGUGGACGCGUACGCCGCUGCUCGGUCAAUCGCGCCCCUGGGGGGGAGUUUGAGAUGUCUCUGUCUGUCGAGGCUGGCGGGGCCCGUCGUCGAUGAGUUUCCUUCCAUUUCGUCCAUGGUCAAGCUCUUCGCUCCGAGCGCCCCUCACCUGCGUUACCUCGCCAUUUACGACGAAGUCGAUUUCUCACGCGGAGAAAACAAGCGUCUGAAAGACGUCAUCGGGAAGUAUCUCCACAAGCUGGAAGUCCUCGUCUGGGCGCCGCUGUGGGAUUCGCGCAACGAAGACGAGGACUUUGACACGACCGACUCCGGCUUCUCCAUCGACACGGACGACGACGAAGAAAGCUUCGACAAGACGCAGCGUUACGCCCAAGCUAUGAUGAACGCGUGCUCCAGCCUCAAACUCUUCAUCUCAUUGCGCAGGUGCCAGUCCAGGGCUUGGAUUCGGGACACAGCGACGGGCAAGGCGCGGUUCGACAAGAGGGUGAACGGGGCUUCGGAUGACUGCUUCAAAAAUAUAGAUCCGGAUGCUCCGUUGGAUUACUUCCUCACCUAUACGCUGAGGGACCGGUCCAAACGCCGUGUAAUUACGGAGUGA